AUGUUACUACAAUAUGAAAAUUAACAAUAAGGUUUGAGAAAGUUUAGAAAUGAUAUAUAAAUUUGUAUUUUUGAUAUACUAUAUUAAAUGAUAUAUUCAAAUGAAAUUUCAAAAACAUUUUAUUUUAUUUCAUUAAUAAUUGAAACAUUUUAAUUAUCUUAUUUUGCCACUUUACCUCAAUUCAAAUUUUAAGGAGAAGCAUAAUACAAAGAUAUUAUUGUCUCGAUUUUUAGAUAUUUUUCUUUUUAUAAUUUAAUAAUUUAAAAUAAUAAUCAAAAAAUUAUUUAUUAUGCAUUUCUCUAUUCGUUUUCAACUUUACAUAUUUUAAUCUUAAUUAUAUUUAUUUAUUUAAUAAGAUAAAAAUAUAAAUAAAAAAUAAGCCAUAAAAUAUCUUAGAAUAAAAUAAAUAAUUUAAGUAAAUAUUUAACAACUUUACUUUUUGGAAAAGGAAUUCUAACAAACACUUUCGGAAUAAUUCCUUUUGUUGAAAUAUACAUAGGAUCAAUAUAUUGUAAAUAAAACACAGAUAUAUAAUGUUAUAAAGGGUAUCAUUUAGUAAAUUUUUUUAUAUCAAUAAUAGGAUUUAUAAACUUUUUAAUAAUUACUUUAUUGUUAAUAUAUUUUUUUAUUGAUUUAAAUAUAUUCUCAAAAAAACCUUUUGCAUCUCCACUUUAAAAUUUAAAAUUAAUUCGUUAUAUUUAUAAAAUAAUUCUUCCUAUAUAUUCUAUAAUCGAUGUAGAUGGAUAUCUUUAGAAGCCUUUUCUUAUUAUAUUGGUAAUUUCUUAGAUGGUUAUUUUAUUAUAGAGAUUUUUCUCUUAAUCAUAUUAUGAUUUUUAAUUAUAAAUAUUUUAGAUAUUUCUUGACUUUAUAUGUUUUUCGUUUUCUUUUUACUUUUGUUUGAUUACAUUUGUUAUUAAUAGCAAUAUAUAUUUAAUAUAUAUAAUAUUAUAUAUACCUUUGCUUUUAUAUGCAUUAUAUCGACUAUAUUAUAAUUAUUAAAAUAACAUUAUCUUUCUUAAGGAUGAUAAUAUUAAGCAUGAGCAUUAAUUAUAAUAAUAUUUAAUUUAUCUAUUAUUUUUAGUUUAGAAUAUUAACUAGCCCUUAAAUUUUUUACAAUUAUUAAGCUUUUAGAAAAAUCAUUUAGAUGAUUCAUAAAAUAGAACUAAAGGAUUUUGUAUUAAAAUAAUAUCCAAAAGAGGUGAAUCCUUUGAAAAAAACAUAAAUAAAUGGUAUUUAUUAAUAUUUAGUAUAUUUGAAACAACUAUGGAUAAAUUUUAAAUAAAAAGUUAGGCGUAUUUUCAUUUAUUACUUUCUUAUAUUUUGUAUGAAAAGUUAGGAAAUAAAAUGCGUUCAAUAAUCGAAUUAAUAAAUUGUGAAACUAAACAAAAUAAUAAUUAACUAUUAUUUUCUAUUUAUUGUUAAAAAAAUAUUGUUGAAAAUGAACUUUAGGAAUUUGAUUCAAGGAAUUAGGAUUCUAAAAAUUAAGAUUUUAAUAAAAUUAUUGCUUUUUAAAAUUAGUUUGUUCCUUUUUUAGAUAAUAUUAGCUAUUCUGUCAAAUUACAUACAAUAUUUUGGUAAAUGUUAAUGUAAGAUUCUCCUGAUAUUAAAGAAAUAUUAAAAUUAGGCGAAAAUAUUUCAAAUAAUGUUAAAUAAAUUAAAAAACAAUACAAAUAAUUAUAAAAUAUUAACUCAAAUAAUGUGCUAUGUCUUCUUAUUUACGGAAACUAUCUCAAAGAUAUUAUUAAUGAGUAAAAUUAAAGUACUUAUUUAAUAGAUAAAGCUGAAAAUAUUAUAAAAAGCAUAAAUUAAUAUGAUGGGGUUGAUAAGCAUAUUUAUGGAGAAAAUAGUAAAGCUUGUGUUAUAUAAGUUUCAGGUAAUAUUGAUCAGACAGGAAUAAUAACAAAAAUUAAUAAUUAAAUAAAAAAGUUUUUUUUUUUCUUUAUAUAUAUUUUUUAUUUAUUUUUAAGUUUACUUGGUUAUGAAAAAAAAGAAAUAUUAAAUUAAAAUAUAGGUAAAAUUAUACCUAAAUCAUAUAGAGAAUCUCACGAUGAAUAUAUAUAAGAUUAUUUAAAUACUUCAUAAAAAAAAGUUAUAGGUAAUGAAAGAAUUGCUUCAUGUUUAAAUUCUGAAGGAUAUAUAACAAUGUGUCAUUUAAUCAUUAAAUAAUUUCCGAAUUUAGACUAUGGAAUUUAGUUUAUAGGUUUUUUGAGCAAAGCAGCAGAAAAGAAUUAUCAUUAUAUAUCCUAUAAUAGUUAAACAAGAAGCAUAUUAGGAAUAAGUAAUGGAUGUAAAACAGAAUUAGGAAUUCCUUUAUCUAUUUUCAGAGGAUCAUCCGAACUUUUUAUAGAUUAAAUAAUUCCUGGUUUAAUUGAUAGUGAAAAAAGUGGGCAAUUAAAUUCUUUUACAGGGAAAGAUUUUGAGUUGGAUACAAUAUUCAUAGAAAAUAAUUUUAUGAUAGAAUAAACUGAAGAAGAUGAAGAGGAAGAAGAUGAAAAUGAAAACAAUUUAUCUAAUGAUGAAUUUAAUAAUUUAUUAAAUUAAGAUAGAAGCAGAUUAAAUUCAGAAAGAAAAAAAUAAAAAUUCAGUAGCUCAUAAACAAAAAUAUAUGAAAAAAAAUAAUUCACAAAAUCAAAAAUAAUGGUAUUUUUAAUAGACUAAUUAUAUUUGAAGAAUAUAAAUGUAAGCACAAUAAAGUUUAAAUUAAUAAAAUAAGAAGAAGAUGAAAUUAAUAAAGAAAAAAGCAUAAUGUAAAAAGAUUAAAAAUAAUUAAAUACGUACGAAAAUCUUGAAAAGUUUCAAAAAGAUGAUGAAAACGAAAACGAUAAAGGGUAAAAAAAAUCAUUUAAAACCAUAUAUAAUAAAAAUGAGAACAAUUCAAAUGAAUAAAUUGUAGAUAAUUCUGCUGACGAAAAUAAUUUACAAAAUGAGUAAAUGAGGCUUUUAAAUGAAUUUAGGUCUUUAAUUUCAGAAAAAAAUAUGCCAAAGUCAGUUAUUUUUUUGUAAAGAUUUGGCAUUUUAUUAUUUAUUUCUCUCACUUUUUUAUCUAUUUCUAGUCUUUUCUUUAAUUAAAAUGAUAAAAAUAAUGCUUAAGAAGCUAUAGAUGCUAUAUAUACAGUUUUUUUAAGACCUAAAAUAUUAAACGAAGUGAAUUAUUAUUCAACAAAUAUCUGGAUGUUAUCAAAUAAUAUACUUAAGUAAUCAUCUUAAAAUUAAAAGAUCAAAAAACACAUAUUCUAUAAAGAAUAAAUGGAAAAUUAUCUUGAAAAUCUUUAAGAAGUUUAAUUUAAAGUAAUUAAAUUUUAAUUAUAAAUAAACGAAAAAACUUCUUAGCAAUAUUUAGAUAAUAAAAAAUAUAAUAUAUAAUAAAUAUAAUAUAAUGAAUAAUAAAUUACAGAUUAAAAAUCAUUUAAUGAUGCUUUAUUCACAUAUAUACAAUGUGCAUCUUAUAUAAAGAAUUCAACACUAUCUCUUUUCUAAAUAGAUGAAAAAAUGUAAAUAAUAGACAAAAAUACAAAAAAAUAUUUUUAUUAUAUACAAUAAAAUGGACUUUAUACACUCAGAUAAGCUUCUGAAGAGAUUGCUUAAGAAUUUUAUACAUUUUAUUAAUAGUUAAUAAAAGGAUUUUAUUUUAAAUAUAAUAUUAUAUUAAUAUUGAAUAUAAUAAUAUACUUUUUAUGGUUAUCAUAUGUAAUUCCGUUUAUUUUUAAAAUUAUAUAAACUAACUUUAAAGUGUUGUCUCUUUUUGUAUAGAUUCCAUUAGAAAGUAUAAGCAAUCUAGAAAUAAAAUGUACGAAAUUUAACUAGUUAUAUUUAUAAGAGAAAUAUAUAAAAUAAUAAUAAUAAUAAUAAUAAUAAUAAUAAUAAUAAUAAUAAUAAUAUGAUAACAAUUUUUUAUAAAAUUAAUAAUUAUCUAACUCUAAAAAUAUGAAAGAAGAUUAUUUUGCUGAAUUUUAGUAACAAAGAAGUAUUAAAUUAUUAAAUUAAAAAAAUAAUUUCAAAGCUUUGAUAGUUAUUUAAUUUGGAUUUUUUUUCGCACUUUUUAAUAUAUUUUUUAUUGCUAGUUAUAUAUUUUAGAUAUAAUUUAUUGAUUCGUUAUAAAAAAUAAUAAUUCAUGAAAAAUUUAUUUCAUAAAGACCUACCUAUCUAUAAAAUAUAUUACUCUUCUCUUUUGAAGAAAUAAUUUAAUUGAAAAAAUAAAUUGAUAGCUAAGGAAUAGAUUAAAGAUUGUAAUUUAUUUAACUUACUUAUACUAAUGAAAGAAAUGUUUUUUCUACAUUCGGUUAAAAAUUUCCUAAGUAAUUUGAUAAUUAUGUUACAAAAUUUGAUUUAGUUGAUUCUUCAGAUAUAUGUACAAAUAUUAUUGCUUUAAAAGAUAAGAUCUAAUAAUGUACAUAAAUUAUAUCAAAUAUAUUAACGAAAGGAUUAAGGGCAGCAAUAGUUUUAAUAAUCGAAACAUUAAGAGAUAAUAAUACUGAAAUAGAUAGUAUGUAAAAAUCAUUAGAAAGUAUAAUAGAUAUCAUGAAUAAUGAAGAUAUUACAAUGAUUAUAGAAGAAAUGUAUUUCGUUAUUCCUUCAAUGGUUGAAUUAAAUGAUCUAUAUUUGGAAUAAUCAUAUCUAUAUUUGGAAAAAUAUAAAGAGACUUAUUUUAUAUAUUUUGGUACUUUCAUAUUUUUUUUAGUUUUUAUUUUUAUUUAUUUAUGGAUUCCAUAUAUAAGAAAGUUAACAAUUAUUUUAUGGAGAACUAAAGGAAUGCUUAACAUGAUACCAAUGAAUAUUAUAAUAAAAUAUACAUUUUUAAAAAAUGCAUUUUUAUCUAAAGAAAUUAUGAAUGCUAUUAAAUGA
Messenger RNA from Ichthyophthirius multifiliis, 4842 nucleotides. RefSeq names its product PAS domain S-box family protein. Lineage: Eukaryota; Ciliophora; Oligohymenophorea; Hymenostomatida. The transcript has 4 exons. The record is from RefSeq and is a predicted model, not a curated record.